AAAAAUAACAAUUCAGGUAAAUUUCUCACGUAUCUUGCAAAUUAAUCCUAUCUUCUCAUUGGAUCUGAUCUGAUCUAAUUGUUCUUCCUUUGUGUUUUCAUUUUCAAUGCCAAUCCGACGCCAUUUUGAUCUCCGUAUAAUUCAGUUCUUUAAGGUUUUGCCUCUCCUUUUUUUUCAUUUCAUCUUCUCGAUUUGUACGUGGAAUUUGGAACUGGAAUCCGAUCCCAAUGUGCAAUUGUGUAUGUUUUCUAUGCCUCCACCAUGCAUCAACUUGAUAUACAGCAGAUCCCUUCUUCGAUACCCUCAUGUUUUUAUUCAGAUCUCUUCUUUGCCUUUCUUAAUUUCUUAUACUCUUCGUUUUCCUUUCUGAUUUAUGUAGGUUUAAACGACCUUCAAACCUAAGCUAGUUCAUUCAAUAAUGGGAGCAGUUGAUGUUACAAACAAGGAUUUCACUACUAGCUUGGCCGACAAAAAGCCUAAAGUUGUUUUUGUUUUGGGUGGCCCUGGCAGUGGAAAAGGUACUCAAUGUGCAAAUAUAGUGGAACACUUUCAUUACACCCAUCUCAGUGCUGGAGAUCUCCUCCGAGCUGAAAUUAAGUCUGGUUCUGAGAAUGGAACCAUGAUUCAAAACAUGAUCAAAGAAGGAAAGAUUGUUCCUUCUGAGGUCACAAUUAAGCUUCUCCAAAAAGCAAUGCUGGAAAGUGGUAAUGACAAGUUCCUUAUUGAUGGUUUUCCUCGUAAUGAGGAAAAUCGUGCAGCAUUUGAAGCUGUUACAAAAAUUGAGCCUGAAUUUGUACUGUUUUUCAAUUGCCCUGAAGAAGAAAUGGAGAGGCGUCUUCUGUGUAGAAACCAGGGAAGAGAAGAUGAUAAUAUUGAAACAAUAAGGAAGCGAUUCAAGGUGUUUCUUAAGUCCAGCCUUCCUGUAAUUGAGUACUAUAAGGCAAAGGGGAAAGUCCAAGAGAUUGAUGCUGCAAAGCCCAUUGGAGAGGUGUUUGAGGUGGUUAAAGUCAUCUUCACCCCAAAAGCUGAAAAGGUCACUGCCUAGGCAUGCUUUGCAAUUCUAUCAGUGAUAAAUUAGCAUAUUCAUUUGAGGUGAUAUAUGUUACAGUGUGCUGCACAUUACUGUAUUCUAAUAACUUGGAAUGUUUUUUGUAUCACAUGGUAUUUGGUUUAUAAUUACAUGAGAUGAGAUGAUGAAGUUCAUUUAUAUUCUUAUUAUGGUAUUUCUGAUGAGCACAAUAAAUCUGAAAGUUUCCAGUUGUU
Messenger RNA from Hibiscus syriacus, 1263 nucleotides. RefSeq names its product UMP-CMP kinase 3-like. Bases 419 to 1045 code for a protein of 208 amino acids. The transcript is spliced from 9 exons. NCBI's taxonomy places the organism in Eukaryota, Viridiplantae, Streptophyta, Magnoliopsida, Malvales, Malvaceae. Gene Ontology annotation, biological process: 'de novo' pyrimidine nucleobase biosynthetic process; CDP biosynthetic process; UDP biosynthetic process. Gene Ontology annotation, molecular function: ATP binding; UMP kinase activity. The record is from RefSeq and is a predicted model, not a curated record. Gene Ontology annotation, cellular component: nucleus; cytoplasm.